GCAGCAGCGCGACAAGAAGAAGGAAGCGGCAGUCACUCUCAGCACAGUCCAGGAAGCGGUGGCCCCCCUCUCCAGCUCCUCCGGCUCCAGUCGCCGAUCGGUGCGCUCCACAUAUGGUUCUCCUCCGGCACAUCUCCAUCGCCCUGACCGCCGCCGUGGCUGCCCUGGGUUCCGCUCUCUUCAUCGCCUUGAACUUCUUCUACAAGAGGCGAAUAUGGUCACCACAAGCGGAAUACUGCACGAUCAAAGAGGAGGAAGAGGAGCGUGGGAAGCGUCAGGUCCUGGUCCUCGGCCUGGACGGGGCCGGGAAGAGCAGCAUGUUGCAGGGUUUGACCCCCGGGGAGGCAGCGGCUAAGAGAGGCCGCUGCCGGCCCACCCGCGGCUUCAACUUCAUGAGCCUCAAUGCCCCCGCCUGUCAGCUCGACUUCCUGGAGAUUGGAGGAGGGGAGGACCUGCGGCGGUACUGGUCGGAUUACCUGAGAAGGACUCACGUUCUGGUGUACGUGGUGGACUCCUCUGACAAGAGCCGCUUCCCGUUGGCUAAGGCUGAACUGCACCGCCUGCUGAGCGUGGAGCCCCAGCUGCCCGUGGUCGUCCUGGGAAACAAGCAGGAUAAACCCAAUGCUGUGAGCGUGUCGGAGCUGCAUGAGGCCCUGUCUCUGGGCUCCGUGACCGAGGACAGGAAGCUGUUCCUCUUGGCUGCCCAGCUGGGUUCUGACGGAGCCCUGAGGAACUCCUGCCGGGGCCUGGACACCUUCCAGGACCUCCUGCUCCAACUCGUCUGAUCUCACCUCCCCCCGCAGAGCAGAAGAGAAGGAGAAGGAGAGACGAAAACAAAGGGAUGGCUCAAAGCAAUCUUCCUCCUCCUCUUCCUCCUCCUUGUUUAAGCUCUUGCGUAUUUGAGGCCGAGGAGGAGGAGUAGAUGACGAAGACUGCAGGAACUGAGGCAGAGGAAUGACUGAAUCAGAGGAGAAGAUGCCAAGAUGGAGCACAAAGCGUUGCAGUACCUCCUCGUCUUCCUCCUCGCCCUUUUCCAUCUACGUCAGUUCAGCUGGUUUUAGAAGAAGCAGCUUUCGAGGCGCCUCCAGCUCAUCCCACUAUACACUUUUCUUCUCAUCUUACUCAGCGGAGAAGAGGAGGUGCAGAGGGAGGAGGAUGAGGACAGAAGGUGGGACAGAAGGAUGAAGGUUUGUUCCUGGAGUCUGUGACUCAGAACCACAAUGUUCACCUCCUGCCAAUGAUUCAGACUGUGGACUCGUCUUAAUGUCAACGUGUGACAGCUUUAUUUAAGCAUGUAGAUUACACUGUAUAUAAACCGAAGUGUGUCAAGUUUGUAGAUGCAUAUAGAGAUUUCAUCCCGUUGCUGUUUUCUGAAAGUCUUUUGUGUUCAGCAGAGCAGAACAGGUAAUAUUCAGGGCUGCCAGGUUGGAGCCCCCCCGGGGACUAAAGCUGCACCAGCUGGAUGAGUUCACUGACUGGGUAUUUGGAAGAUACUCGCUGACUCCAACACUGAGGCUUUACUGAGAUGAAUUUUUAAAAAAAAGGAAUUUAAAGGGAUCCCCGGACGGUUUGAAAAGCAGCGGAAAGCGUUUCCGUGAAUUUCUUCACAACAGCUUGAGAGCAUUUUAAGCUUCUUCAUUUGAAACCAAUCCCUCUUCGGUUAUGUGUUACGCCCCGAGAAUGCUACACAAAUUACAGCUGACUACCGCACAUCGCUCAAGUUUGCCUUUUCCCAGUAUCAGCCAAAUCCAGUUAAUACGUAAGAAUCUCUUCGUCAGAUGAUGCUGACACUUUGAACAGAACUACUGAAUGUAUAGGCACAAUCAGUCACACAAGGUCAGAAUGUUCCUAAACAAGAAACCUUCCCUCAGGGAAAGCAAGGCGGGGGAAAGAGUGUUUUGUGGAGAUAAGAUCUGCUUUCAGUUGCACUCAUCAGUCUCAUUCUGCAAGGAUUUGAGCUGCUUUCAGUCCUUUAGAGCGCAUACAUUCCCAAUGCUGUUUGCUCCACAGAUAGAUCGCUGUGUACAAGAUGCUCAGACAGGGACUAGGAUCCAGUAAAUCACACAUCCUUGAAUGUAUAAAUACAGAUGUGAAGUGUCUGACUUUAAUGCUCCUUGUACAGAUAAACUUGAAUUAGCCAGAUUCUGAUUUUUAACGCUGUAUCUGUGCAGCAGUGUUUACUUAUAACACACAAUUUUUUAAUGAAAUGUGAAGUUUUAUUCUGUAAUUCUGCAGAAAUGUGGUUUUCACAGUAGCUAAGAGUUUUGUGGAUCGUUGUACGUACUGUGUUUUUACAACCAAUGACUGCUUGUCAUUCUUGUCUUCAUGUGUGAUGUAAAUGGCAAACUGUUAGAUGUGAAUUCAUGCAUGUCUUUAUGUUGUGUUGUUCUCUUUUAAAAUGGCGUUGAUGUGUCAGCUGCAGUUUCUUAAACAGCAAGUGUCCAUUGGGUUAUUUAGUCUUAAAGGGGAACUCCACCGAUCACAUGUAUUUUGAGAAAAAUUAUUGUACGUGAGUCAUAACUACAAGAAAAAAUAGAUGUUAUUUUACAAAUCACAUAUUUAAAUGACUUUUUGACCCGCCUGCAAAUCUACCUGCGCAAGACAGCAGACAACAAAUAACUGCAUUCAAAACAACUGGACUGGAACACAGCACAACUUCUCCUCGGAGUCGCUGACGGCGAUUGGAGAGGGAACGUGGAAGAGGAAGGGGGAACGCCUACACUGAGCGUGAUUGGCUGGAAAGAGGUUACAUGACGAAAGAUGCAUAAAUACAGAUGUAGGCUCCAUAUUAUGCUAUCCUGAUCAUGUCGGAAAAAUGAAGUAAAAUGACUAAAACCAGCUACUAUUUGUAAGCACCGCAAAAUGGUCAAAUUAUUGUACAUUAUGACAUUAUUUAUCACACUGAGGACAAUAUUUUCGCACAAAUA
Chelmon rostratus (copperband butterflyfish) is the source of this 2927-nucleotide messenger RNA. RefSeq names its product ADP-ribosylation factor-like 10 (gene arl10). The record is from RefSeq and is a predicted model, not a curated record. Gene Ontology annotation, molecular function: GTPase activity; GTP binding. The transcript is spliced from 4 exons. The coding region runs from base 114 to 785 and encodes 223 amino acids. NCBI's taxonomy places the organism in Eukaryota, Metazoa, Chordata, Actinopteri, Chaetodontiformes, Chaetodontidae.